UGAUAACUAAAAUAUAUCUUAAUUAAUAAUUCUUCUGAUGAUGUUGAGAUUUAAUUCAAUCAAUAGUAUUGUGUCAACAAUUCGUGGUAAACAAUUUGUUUUUCUUGGUAAAAGGAGUCCCGCGUGUUUUAAAGGCAACGGAAGUUCAAGAUUAGUUCACAAUUUCCAGAUUUUUAGGUAGAGUGCAAUAUCAUCAUCCUUCGACUUUUAAUUUUUUUCUUGUGAUGUCAACACAACACUGAACAGGCGUUUCAAAUCGUAAGGUUCAAAAAAACGAAAAAUCUGUUGUGUAAUAACAACAUAAUAGUAGAACAAAGUUAACAUUCAAUUUAUUAAGAGAAUAAACAGAAUUAUAAUGUAAUCGUAACAGAGGAAUGUCACUAUAAUAUAAAUAAUAUAAAUAAAAUACAUUGAGACUCCAAUGUUCUCCAGUAGGGCAAGAUUAACAAAACGCACAGGGAAAAAUACUACUGGACGUUAUGAUUUUUUAAAGCUUUUAGUCACCGAAUAUACAACAACAUCAUCUAAAGAUGCACAGGAGCAAGUACUAGCAAAUUUAGCAAAUUUUGCAUAUGAUCCUGUAAACUAUGGAUAUAUGAGACAACUAAAAGUAAUUGAUAUAUUUCUCAAUGCUUUAUCUCAAAGCAAUCCAAAGUUAAUACGUUUUGGUAUUAGUGGUCUCUGCAAUUUAUGUUUAGAUGGAAUAAAUAAGUUAUAUAUUCUGCGCAAUCAAGGUGUCGAGUCAAUAUCGUCGUUACUUUCUUCCGAAGACGAAGAUGUUUUGCUUGGAGUAAUUACUACCUUGAUGUUUUUGAUAACACCUGAAUCAGUAGACGAGAUAACAUCACCUACAAUAAUUAAACGUAUGCUGGAACUUUCGGAUCCAUCAUAUGAACAUAGGCGUGUUAAAAACGUAGCAACGUUAUUUCUAAAUGACUGUUGUGAAACGAGUGUUAUAGAAAAAGUGAAGACAGAGAAUCAAUCUGUUUGUAAAAUAAAAAGUAAUAUCAUGAAACUAAUUCAAUUCUUUGCUGGGUUUCUCAAAAAUCAUUCUGUAAGAAUCACCAAAACACGAUCAUUCGCUGAUGCAACAAUGAACAAUUUGAGAGAAGGAGAUCAAGUGUCGGUUCUGAAAGUAAUAACAAAUGACGAUAUACUCAAGUUUGCUGAAUUAACAGGCGAUCAUAAUCCAAUACAUACUGAAUCAGCAAAAAAUAUUGUGCACGGUGCUUUGCUCAAUGGCCUAGUGUCGGGUUUAAUUGGUACAAAAUUACCUGGUGCAGGUACUGUAGUUAUCGAGCAAAAUAUUACUUUUCCUAAACCGUGUUAUGCUGGCGAUACUAUAGAAGUUAUAGUUAAAAUUACAUCAGUAAGAAAAAUCAUUAAAUGCGUGUAUAUGUGUAUUGUUAAUAAAGAUAGAAUCGUAUUAGAAGGAGAAGCUAAACUUAUGAGAAAGAUAUUGUAAUAUUUUAUCAUUUUACACUGAAAAUAUUUAUAACAU
Messenger RNA from Acromyrmex echinatior (Panamanian leafcutter ant), 1501 nucleotides. RefSeq lists its product as uncharacterized. NCBI's taxonomy places the organism in Eukaryota, Metazoa, Arthropoda, Insecta, Hymenoptera, Formicidae. The record is from RefSeq and is a predicted model, not a curated record.